Messenger RNA from Medicago truncatula (barrel medic), 1162 nucleotides. RefSeq lists its product as uncharacterized. The record is from RefSeq and is a predicted model, not a curated record. NCBI's taxonomy places the organism in Eukaryota, Viridiplantae, Streptophyta, Magnoliopsida, Fabales, Fabaceae. The coding region runs from base 37 to 759 and encodes 240 amino acids. The transcript is spliced from 9 exons.
UUAAUGCCCUUAGACAUGUUAUAAUGAUGUCACAAAAUGAUGGGCAUAGCUGUAAUAUCGUUCUUAUUGUUCCACCACACAAAACAAGGUGAUAGAUUUUGUGUAUCAAAACAAAUGGCAACCACUUUCUUGUCCGUACACCGUUUUCUUCCCUCCCAAAGGAGGGAAAACAUUGGAUACUUGAGUGGUUUCAAGUAUUCAUUGAGUGGAGGAGUUUUGUUCAAUCCAAAUUUCUCUGGGAGACAAUUAACAGGAAGCCAUGGAAACCGUUUUGUUGUUAACUCACUUUUUGGAAUUGGAAGGAAGGUGAAGAAGAGUAUUGUCAGAGAGACUGUGAUUCCUGAACCAGACUACAGAAUUCCAGUUGUACUGCUUGGUAUAGCUGGUGGGUUAGUUUACACAGAUAAUCUAGUGCCUGCAGUACCUGUUGGUCUUCUUGGAUUGCUUCUGUUGGUCCAGGCCACCAGAGUGAGAUUCGUCUUUGAUGAUGAGUCUUUGGAGGUAAAGAUAGGCGAUCAGCUCGAUGAAUCAGGUGAGAAUGCUUUCGUCGGUGGAAAAAACCGUUGGAAGUACUCAACUUUUGUUAAUUGGGAAUUCUGGUGGCCAAACUUCCCUAUCUUGGUUUACUUCAAGGAAACACAAACAAAGCCUGAAGGACAAAUUCAUUUCUUCCCUAUAAUAUUUAAUGGAAAGCAGCUUUAUGACAUUAUGGUGGAAAGAGCCGGCCCUUCAAAAACUAGUGCCCCGAAAGAAUCCUAAAGACUUAGAUGUGUGGCUUGAGCCUCAGGAAUCAAUGUCUCUAGGCGAAUUACAGUUUUGAAACCAUAGAAAUCCUGCAAUGAAGUUUCUGAAGUUUGGGUUGUUGUUCUUUGUAGCUAGUGGAAGAUGACAAACCUUCCAAACAGUGCUCUCGGAUGUUUUAAGUAGCAAACAUGUUGAAGCUUAAUAAACAAAUCAUUUAUUAUUUAGUCUUGCUAGCAUAUAAGCAUAGUACAUCUUAUUUCUUUGAGCUGCCCAGUUAUUUACUUUAUACCGGAGCAAAUGCAAUUUCACAGUACCCAUUUAUAAUUUAUUUGGAUCAUGUUGUCUUCUGUAGAUAAAAUAUGUUUGGACUCCAUAUUGGUUAUGACAGAUCAAACAUGAGAAGCUUUUGUAUUCUGAA